GUGGCAUCGCUGGCCAGACCUUUUAAUUUCCGUCAUUGGAUUUACAUUCUGUCGAUUUCCACAAAGGAAAAAGAUGGAUUUUGCAUCGGUAACAUCAAGGGUUUUUUCGGCAAUUCAAAACCUGGACAUUGCUGAGCUAGCACAAUGCAGUUCUUCCGAAAUUCGACCGCUUCUACCGUGUUUGGUUCGAAUGUGUUUACUUCCACCGCUGGAUUGUACUAAACAUUGGAUGGAUAGCCGGAAGCAGUUGUUAUCUGUGUUAUCAGGCAUAGAAAUCGUCAACAAUAUUGUAUCGCUACUGCAGGUGAGCUUCCAUGAGUUGGAAGUGGAUGUUAAAAAAGAACAGCAGUUAAGGCAGAAGGUUGGUUAUACAGCGCAGGAUUCCGCACAGUUUCACAGUCUUCAAAAUGGAGUUGUGAUGGGCUUUGAGAGAGCGGAUAUUGCAAGUAAAGUUCGAGUGGUUCUUUCGGAACUUUUCUACAUUCAAGCGCAAAUUACGGAACAAACUGCACAAGGUUCCACUCAAAAAUCGUCCAGUGAGGAUGGCAUAAAAAAGUCGGAACUAUUUGAUAAUGACAUUUACUUGGAGGAGAUAGCGGAUAUAAUAUGUAUUGCGCUGGCCGAGCUACCGUCGUUGUUGAAUGUGUUAGAAGUUAUCGAAAUCCUUUUGUACGUAAAUAACGGAAGUAAACUUAUUUGUUGGGUAGUGGCAAACAUGCCAGACUGUUUCCGAGAAGUUGUCACAACGCUGAUCACCAAUGGAGAUGAAGACAAUACGGAAGGCAAACUCAGACUUGCUGCUCUUUACGAGUUGUGCGAUAUGAAUCCUGGUCAGGCUCUAACAACACGAAUGAUUUGCGUUGAGCAAACUAAAAUGCCUUCGCUGAUGUUGAAGCUUAGUUUAAAGGAUCCACAGAAUUUGGUUGCUUUCGCGUCGGGCCUGCUGCUAGGAAACGAUCAAAAUAUUCGCUCAUUUUUUGCCCUGUACGUGCGAUCCAGCCAAAAACGAAAGGGAGAUGCUUUGAAUUUGUUUAGGGAUGAGCUAAUGAGGCAGUUACAAAAUAUUGUGGUGUUAUCGCAUAAUGGUCAACUUUUGGAACAAUACGUUGUGCAGUCAACUGCCAUAUUAAGAUUGUACUGCGCACUACGUGGUAUUUCCGGAAUCAAAUUUUCCGACGAAGAAAUAAUGUGCUUGAUACAAUUGAUCACAACAAAGCCUCCACCGACGCCGGCUGGUAUUCGUUUUGUAUCUCUAGGUUUGUGCAUGUUGAUAGCAUGUCCAUCGCUAUUAGCCAAUCAAGGAAUUGAAGCAAAAAUAAUCGAAUGGAUUCAAUGGCUUAUUAAGGAGGAAGCUUAUUUCGAAAGUAUGAGUGAGGUGUCAGCUUCCUUUGGAGAGAUGCUUUUGCUGAUGGCAAUUCAUUUCCAUAGCAAUCAAUUGUCCCACAUUUGUGAACUGGCUUGUUCAACCUUAGGAAUGAAGUUUCCGCUUCGUCCCAACACAAUCAGUCGAAUGAAGCAUAUUUUCACGCAAGAAAUUUUUACCGAACAAGUUGUAGCGGCUCACGCUAUCAAAGUGCCAGUUACUAUAAAUCUGAAUGCCAACAUUCCCGGGUACUUGCCGGUACAUUGCAUUCAUCAAUUGCUGAAAUCUAGGGCAUUUUCAAAGCACAAAGUUCCUAUAAAAAAUUGGAUUUAUAAGCAAAUUUGCAGCUCUAUCACCCCACUCCAUCCUGUUUUGCCAGCACUAAUUGAGGUUUACGUGAAUUCCGUCAUUCUACCUAACCAAAAAAGUCUCGUAGAGCACACACAUAGGGCUCUCUCCGAACAAGAGAUACAGAAGGUUUUUCAAAAUACACCAUUUUACAUCAAACAGGAAAAUGUAAAACCACAGUCAAAAUCAACUGAAACCAUUCAGACAGAUGAAUCAACCGGUAGUAAUAUAAAUUUGACACCACAGUUACUACUUCUGUAUUAUUUACUGUUAUACGAGGAUAUUCGCCUUAGCAAUAUGGCUAACAUUAUUGCCAGUGGUCGUCAGGUUAAAAGUUAUUCAAACGAGUUUAUGUCCGAGCUUCCCAUUAAAUAUUUACUGCAACAGGCGCAGAAAAAUCAGCAGGAAUACAGCGUACUAUUUAGUCCGUUACUUCGUUUGCUUGUUACGCAUUUUCCACAUCUCUCACUGGUAGAUGAUUGGAUAGAUGAAGAGAGUAUCUCAUUAGAACAUACUUCUAAUGUAGCUCUUAGUGAGUUAAAUGUAAUCGAAGCAUUUGAGGAGAUCGAUAUAAAUCCGGGAAAAACAAUUAAAUUCCUAAAAAUUAUGAUGAAAAAGUCUCCUACUGACUUGUGGCCCUUAGCGGAUACACUCAUUCGAUAUUUCAAAAUGAUUCUUGGCAGCACAGUUCCUCGACUUGUGCAAGAGCUUUACAAAAAUGUGUGGAUUCGCUUGAAUACGGUAUUCCCACGGCGUCUCUGGGUCAUGACCAUAAGUGCACUUAUGCCGAAGGACACAGUGACUGAAAAUUUCACACUGACUCAGGAAACCAUACUGAUUGAUCCGCUGCAAGUACUGCGAUGUGACGAAAGGUUGUUUCGUUGUGCCAGUGCUCUGUCAGUGGUGUUACGUAUAUUGCAAGCGACUUUAGCCGCAUCUAAAAGCCAGCUAUCACGUCAUAUGCUUGAUAAGCCACUUCUCGAUGUUGGAAAUCAAGUUAAGUCGGAUAUAGAUCGUGAAGAACUCAAGCUGGCACUCGUAGCAUCCCAGGAGAGUGUAGCCGUGCAAAUUCUGCUUGAAUCGUGUCUUGAAUCGGAAGAUCGUUCGAAACCAGGACGCCUAUGGGCACUACGAGAAGUUCGUGGCGUAAUUUGUUCAUACAUACAUCAAGUGUUUAUUUCUGAGCCGUCGCUUGCAAAAUUGGUCCACUUCCAAGGUUAUCCGCGAGAGCUGCUGGCUAUGACCGUUAGAGGAAUUCCAUCGAUGCAUAUAUGUCUUGAUUUUAUACCCGAACUACUCAGUAUGGCAGAGAUGGAUAAACAAAUUUUUGCUAUUGAUUUAACAUCGCAUCUUUCACUUCAAUAUUCAUUGCCAAAAUCGCUCAGUAUUGCAAAGCUGUGCUUGAAUACUUUGACUACUUUGUUAGGAGUUCUUUCUGGCGACACGCGUAUCGAAAUGUUUCGAACAAUACUUCCGUGCAUAGUUCGAUUCGCUGAAGCUUUUCCACCGCUUUUAGACGAAUGCAUUAUGUUCCUCCUGCAGCUAGGACGAAUUGCCGAAUCUCAAUCGGCGUUGGGUCGAUCAGCUUCUCUUCCUACUCUCUACCUUGGUCCUGAAGCAAAAGUGCGCUCUCAGAGCAAACGUUCGCAGUACGCUGAAAAGUUGGUAGAUGAAGUAAAGGAAACAUAUAGUAACCUGCUGGACGAUGCCGUCUUAAAUCCCAAAAUUUAUUAACAUUAAAAAAACGAUAUGAGGAAUAAAUUUAGAAUAUUUUAACUUCUCCGGAAUGAAAAGAUUUUUGACUCAUCCCAUUUAUUUUUCCGUCUCUUAAUUGUAAAUUCAUUAGCAGGAU
Messenger RNA from Topomyia yanbarensis, 3563 nucleotides. RefSeq names its product integrator complex subunit 2 (gene IntS2). The record is from RefSeq and is a predicted model, not a curated record. Gene Ontology annotation, cellular component: integrator complex. Gene Ontology annotation, biological process: snRNA 3'-end processing. The coding region runs from base 74 to 3445 and encodes 1123 amino acids. The transcript is spliced from 5 exons. Lineage: Eukaryota; Metazoa; Arthropoda; Insecta; Diptera; Culicidae.